Messenger RNA from Scatophagus argus, 2842 nucleotides. RefSeq names its product sorting nexin 15 (gene snx15). The transcript has 7 exons. Gene Ontology annotation, molecular function: phosphatidylinositol binding. The coding region runs from base 98 to 1237 and encodes 379 amino acids. The record is from RefSeq and is a predicted model, not a curated record. Lineage: Eukaryota; Metazoa; Chordata; Actinopteri; Scatophagidae.
UAACCAGGAAGUGAGCGGAGAGGAGGUGUCAGAAGAAUCACAACAGAGCUGCUGCCGUUGAAACACGCUGUGUUUUUUGUUGUUUCAGAGAACUGACAUGUCACGAAAAGCCAAAGAAGAAUAUUACCGUUUCUUUACCGUUUCCGAGCCACGCACACACGAGAGGGGACACACCGAGUACAAAGUGACUGCACGGUUUGUGUCCAAGCGUCAUCCCGAAAAUGUGAAGGAGGUGGUCGUAUGGAAGAGGUUCACAGAGCUGAGGAAGCUCCAUGGGGAGUUGGCCUACACACACAAGAACCUGUUCAGGAGACAGGAGGAGUUUCCACCUUUUCCUCGAGCACAAGUCUUCGGAAGGUUUGAUGAGGCCGUGAUUGAAGAGAGGCGGAAGGCUUCUGAGGCCAUGCUUCUAUUUACUACAAGCAUACCUGCACUGUACAAUAGCCCACAGCUUAAAGAAUUCUUCAGAGGUGGUGAGGUCACAAGGCCUCUGGAUCCCAGCUCUGUGUCCUCUGCCGGGUCCCUGCCUCCCCCUCUCAUCCCGCUACCCAAGCGGAGGGCCUCAGACUGUGAACCCGCGGAGGAAGAGGAGGGGAGGGAGGCUCCCACCUUACCGCAAGACCUGGGCAACAACCUGGGCUUAGAGGUGGGAGAACCGGAGGUGGCGGCCGAGGCUUACAGCGAGAUGGGAGGCUCUCCGAGAGAAGAGGAACAAGAGGAGCUCAGUGACACAGAGCUGGAAGGCAGAGUCCCAUCCCCAGCCAGAAACCACCAGUCACGGGAGUCCCAGGAAGAAUUUGAUUCACUGUUUGACUCUGUGGCAGAAGACCAAGUCCCUUCCCCAAAGGAGGAAGGUCCUCCUCCACUGUCUGAUAAUGACUUGGCCGUCUUUGAUCCCUGCUGUAAACAAGGUGGAUCCAGUUCCUCCAGUGACCAUUCAGAAUUGUUCUCACUGCCGCUAAGCAGUCUGGAUGGGCAGGGCGCGAGUUACUUGAACCAGGCUGCCAUUGAACUCACAGCUGCGAUGGAGAAGGAGAAGGAGGGAGAAUUUAGUGGUGCCAUUCAUGGAUACAGGACUGCGGUGGAUAUACUCAUCCACGGAGUACAGGGAGACCCAGAUCCGAUUCGCAGGGAGUCUGUGAUGAGAAGGACGGCCCAGUACCUGAAGCACACUGAGAUGCUGGUUGACAGGCACUCCUCGCCCACACACACUCACACAUCUACACAGGAUCCUUAAGUGCAAACACACAUGUAUUUAUAUACACUGUUCACACACACACCACAACAGAUCAAAGACGAAGAAGCUCAGGGUUAUGACAUACAUGUGCUCACGUGCAUAUCACACACUUGUGUAGACACAUUGUUUGUACAACGAGAACAUAAACUGGUUUGGACCAUAAAAUUCACAAGCUCAUUCAGGUGCAAAACUACUACUGCAAUGCACACACAUACACGCAAACACACACACACACACACAUAGACAGCGCAUACUACACUGCAGGCUGUUCCUUUGGCUGCCUUUGUCUACUGAAACAAACUGAUUUUCAAAAUCAAAUUAUCUGAAAACUGAAAGUGACUGUAAACAUAAUUGACUAAAGAAUCUUUCUCUUUAAUUCUUACCUUCCUUGUAUAAUGUUUUCUUCUUCAAUACGGUAAUUAAUAUGUAUAUCAGUAGUUUGCAUUUUGCACAAACAGUGUUUUUGUUAAUAAAUAUGAUUUUAAUUUAAGUCAACAAGAUAUCUGUUUUCUUGGUUCAAAGUCCAGAAGGGACGGCUAAAACUAACUGUAACUGCCACCACUGAAUUGCAUAAUCAUUAAUCAAAGCCAAAAUCACUUCCUUGACAUGUAGAGUCAAUGCACAGGAUUUGUGGGCUUUGUAGAACAGGAACUACAGCGAGUCUUGUUGCAUUUUCCUCGGCUGAUAACCGACUGAUUUAAAAACUAUACAUUCUUGGCCUUCUUGGUGUUUUAAAUGAGAAGUCUGUCUAAUAACAUGGUUCAAGGUCACAGUGGUUGCUCAACAGAAUCCAACCAUUCAGUAUUGAAGGCUUGCAGUAGCAGGGCAGUACCUCUGAGAGACGCUGUUAGCCAUCAGAUCAAUGACCCGUCCUCACUCGCUCUGUGAUCAACACCUGUAAAUUGGCUAAUCCUCGUAUUUGUUUUUCUCAAGUAAUGAAACAAAGCGACAGACCACGAUGUGCUCAUAAACACACAUUUCAUCCACAUUUCAUCUUGAAUAAUAUCUAAGAAUCAGCCGAUGCUCUUAUUUGUUUUUCUGUUUCUCAACUUAACCUCCAUUUUAAGCCUCACUUUUGGUCUUGGUUGGUCUAAAUAUAAGGGUGAAUUUAGGGCAGAAAGAGGAGGAAGUGGGCUCCAGAAGAGAGGGAAAAGAGACAAGAGCUCAGUGGCAUACAGCAGAAUCCCUUCUCUGGAGAGGAGAGAGGGAUGGAGGGAGGACUGGAAGGACAAACAGAUGGAGAGGCAACAAAAAAAAAAUAAAUAAAGGGAGGCCGGCGAGAGGAAAAGGCUACCCUUUCUCUCGCCAGAUGAGAAAAAGAGGGGUUGUGAGAGAUAACAGAGAGCACGGAGGAGAGGAAAAAAGGAGGGAUGUGAUUAGAGGAUAAGCAGAGAUCAUCCCUCCAUUGUUAAAGGGAUGGAAAAACUGACCCUCCCUCUUCCUCUAUUUUCACCCCCUCCGCUGUAUCUCUUUUCGUUUUUUUGCAUCCUUUGUUUUGAGCUUUGUGCGGAGCUUGAAGAGGAUGGCAGAGAGAGCGAGAGAUAACAUUGCUCCAUCCUGUUAUAUAUCCCUCUUUUCCUCUCAUCUCUCCACCUCUUUACCUUU